AUGGAAGCCAUGCCAAAGGAUGUGAGUUAUGAUAAGGACAUGCUGGGAGCUUUGGCUAUUCUUAAUGAAAUGCUCAUAGAUGAGCUUGAUCGCACUUUAUCCGUUCUGUACCAAUGGGAAAGGCAACGUUUCAUCCCGGCCUACUGGCUUCCACUUCCACCCUUGCCCGAUUUGACUUUUGAGCCACCUCUCCCCGCCGAACAGUUGCCGAUCUACAGCACCGACGAUGAAGGAAAUGACGAGCCAGCGAUGACUCCCUACUUUAUCCACAUUUGCCGACACCUCUUGCGUCUACAAAGACAAGGCAUAGACCGAAAGUGGUUCGACUUGUGGAAAGAGCUCAAACCCGACGAGCAGCUGUGGAUAUACAAGCUCGAGCCCCCUGACCAUCCGGUGCAACCGUGGGACAUAGCUUUGCGGCCUGUACCAGUGACAAGCGCGUUCGUCUAG
Messenger RNA from Cryptococcus wingfieldii CBS 7118, 450 nucleotides. RefSeq lists its product as hypothetical. The record is from RefSeq and is a predicted model, not a curated record. The transcript is spliced from 2 exons. Bases 1 to 450 code for a protein of 149 amino acids. Lineage: Eukaryota; Fungi; Basidiomycota; Tremellomycetes; Tremellales; Cryptococcaceae.